AUGGACACAAGGACUGUCGGCUGCUUGGGUGGAGGCCAGCUGGGCCGCAUGAUGGUCUAUGCGGCACAUCGCCUUGGGGUGCGCAUGUGCGUCUUGGACCCUUUGGGGGCCAAGAGCCCGGCUGGCCAGGUGGCCGAGUUAUCCGUGAAGGGCAGUUUUCAGGAUGCAGCAGCAGUGCGGGAGCUGGCCAGCAAGUGUGACAUCUUGACCCUGGAGGUGGAACACGUGAAUGCGGAGGUGCUGGAAGAGCUGCAUCAGAAGGGGGUUCCAGUGCAACCACUUCCCUUCGUCGUCAAGCUCAUUCAGGACAAGUACGUGCAGAAGGUGCACCUGCAAAAGCACGGCGUGCCACUGCCUGAGUUCGAGAAGGUCGAAACUGAAGCUGAACUGCACACGAUUGGCGAGAAGUUUGGCUUUCCCAUGAUGCUGAAAAGCCGUUGCGGUGCCUACGACGGCAAGGGCAACGCAGUCGUAGCCAAUGCUGCCGGCAUUCCUGCUGCAUGGGAAAAGCUGGGUGGAAAGGCCGGAAAGACGCUCUAUGUUGAGAAGUGGGCUCCCUUCAAGAUGGAGCUUGCGGUGAUGGUUGCCCGCGGGGUUGACGAGACCAUGCAGGUGACCAUGCGGACCUACCCCGUGGUGCACACCGUCCAGCGCGACAGCGUUUGCUUCACUUGCCUCACUCCGCCUGUGGGUGUGACUCAGAAGGAGCAAGAGCUCGCACAGAAGAUCGCCACAGAUGCCAUCAAGAGCUUUGGUGACGCACGGGGAAUUUUCGGCGUGGAAAUGUUCUUGCUGGAGGACGGGUCCGUUCUCCUCAACGAGAUUGCCCCACGACCGCACAACACCGGGCACUACACCAUGGAAGCGUGCGGCGUGGACCAGUUCGAGCAGCACCUCCGAUGCGUUCUGGGCCUGCCGUUGGGGGACUGCAAUCUCCGCGUCGGAGGCGCCACGAUGGUGAACAUUCUGGGCCAGGGCGAGACCCCAGAGAUGGUGGCAAAGACCAUGGCACCUUUGCGUCGGGCCUUGAGGGUGCCAGAUGCCGGCAUCCAUUGGUAUGGCAAGGAGGGCUGCGCCAAGGGGCGCAAGAUGGGGCACAUCACGGUGACGGGCUUCACGCCCGCCAGUGCGCUGGAGGAGAUUCAGCCGGUGCUGGCGGCGGUGGAUGGGGACGGGUCCAUUGACUACAACAGCAUCAAGGUCCCCAACAACCCCUCUGUGGGCAUCAUCAUGGGCAGCGACAGCGACCUUCCCACCAUGAAGGAUGCUGCUGUGGUCCUCGAUGAUUUCGGCAUUCCCUACGAGAUUUCGAUUGUGUCCGCACACCGCACGCCGGAGUACAUGUACAAGUACGCCACCACCGCGGAGGCCCGCGGCAUCAACGUCAUCAUCGCGGGGGCCGGCGGGGCAGCUCAUUUGCCGGGCAUGGUGGCAGCGCUCACGCCCUUACCAGUGAUUGGUGUGCCGGUGAAGUCAUCCGCACUUUCCGGCAACGACUCGCUGCUGUCCAUUGUUCAGAUGCCCAAGGGUGUGCCAGUGGCCACAGUGGCCAUCGGCAAUGCAGCGAACGCUGGCCUGCUGGCGGUAAGGAUUUUGGGCGCCGCAAACCCAGGCAUGCGGCAGAAGAUGGCUCGAUUCAUGGCGGCUUGUCAGCAAUGUGAGGGGGUCUGCCAGGUCCUCCAAACAAAAGGGACAGAAGCUUCGGGUAGGGCUUCCCAGCUGAUUUUCCUUGAGGGCUGGAUCCCUGAACUGCGAGUCUAA
This is a messenger RNA of Effrenium voratum, 1761 nucleotides long. The record is from the annotation of a GenBank genome assembly. Lineage: Eukaryota; Dinophyceae; Suessiales; Symbiodiniaceae.